AUGAUGAGCGAGAAAGCCACGGCCAGCGAGGCCGUCAUGAAGACGCCAGCUAGUGACCCUGGGUCUUUAGACAUUGUCCAUAAUACUGAAGCUGAGAAACGGCUUCUUCGCAAAUGUGAUCUCCACGUUGUGCCGGUUCUUACUUUCUUAUUUUUGCUUGCGUUUCUCGAUCGAAUCAACAUUGGCAAUGCUCGACUUCAGGGCCUGGAGAAGGAUCUCAACAUGUCUGGGCGGGACUACAGCAUUGCGCUGUUGAUAUUCUUCAUCCCAUAUAUCCUUUGCGAACUUCCCAGCAAUUUGAUCUUGAAGAAAGUGGCGCCUUCAACAUGGAUAAGCGGUAUAAUUGCAGCAUGGGGGGUGGUUACUAUCUGCCAGGGCGUCACUAAAAGCUUUGCAGGACUGGUUGUAUGUCGAUUUCUGCUCGGGAUGUUUGAGGCUGGGUUCUUCCCAGGGUGUGUCUACCUCAUCUCCAUGUACUACAGAAGACAUGAACUCCAAAAACGAGUCAACUUUUUCUUCUCUGCCAGUAUCAUUGCCGGUGCCUUCAGCGGACUACUUGCAUACGGAAUUGCUCGUCUGGAUGGAACAGCAGGUUACAGUGGAUGGCGCUGGAUCUUCGUCAUUGAAGGACUCGCUACCGUCGUCUUUGCCAUUAUCUCAAAGUUCUUCAUUGUCGAUUGGCCGGAGACGGCCAAAUUCUUGAACGAUCAAGAGCGGAAGAUGCUCCUUGCCCGUUUGACUUUUGAUAAUAAUGGUGCACAAAUGAACCGCCUCGACCGACCAGCCCUGAAACGCUGCUUAUUUGAUAUUAAGAUAUAUCUUGGGAUGGUCAUGUACUUUGGAGCUGUGACAUCUGGAUAUGCUACUGCUUUCUUCACUCCUACCAUCCUCCAUCAAUUCGGCUGGGCACCGCUCAAAGCUCAAGUAAUGAGCAUCCCAAUCUUUGUUGUUUCAACCGUCAUCACCCUAGCUCUAGCCUGGGUUUCCGACGCUAUACGCCAUCGCUUUGCUUUCACUAUUUUGGGUUGCGUCGUAGCGACCGUCGGCUACGUCCUGCUUCUCUGCCAGCAACAUGUUCCCAUAGGAGCUCGAUACUUUGCCGUCUUUGCGAUUACCAUUGGCACUUUUAUCACACAGCCGAUCUGCGUGACAUGGCUCAGCAAUUGCAUGGCAGGACACUAUAAACGCUCCUUUUCUACCUCCUUCCAAGUUGCGUUUGGUAACUUUGGAGGCAUACUUGCGAGCAAUAUAUUUUUAGAUUCAGAAAAGCCCCUAUAUCAGACUGGGUUUGGCACUACCCUGGGAGCAUUCUGGCUAUGUGGAAUUGCUUGUAUUAUACUCCUCUUCGUUCUCAUUCGGGAAAAUCGAAUCCGCGAUGCGGGAGGCCGAGAUUAUCGAUUUCAGUUACCGGAGGAAGAAGUCACUAAUCUCGGAGACGAUCAUCCAUCGUUCAGGUUCUCGUAUUAG
Trichophyton rubrum CBS 118892 is the source of this 1467-nucleotide messenger RNA. RefSeq lists its product as uncharacterized. Gene Ontology annotation, biological process: transmembrane transport. Gene Ontology annotation, molecular function: transmembrane transporter activity. The transcript is spliced from 5 exons. Gene Ontology annotation, cellular component: membrane. Lineage: Eukaryota; Fungi; Ascomycota; Eurotiomycetes; Onygenales; Arthrodermataceae. Bases 1 to 1467 code for a protein of 488 amino acids. The record is from RefSeq and is a predicted model, not a curated record.